This is a messenger RNA of Monascus purpureus, 1239 nucleotides long. Lineage: Eukaryota; Fungi; Ascomycota; Eurotiomycetes; Eurotiales; Aspergillaceae. The record is from the annotation of a GenBank genome assembly.
AUGGCGUCUAUCCUGCGGGCUUUAACGAACAACAUUCGGCGAACGCGACUGUCUUCCAGAGAACGCUCUACCGUUGCGCAUAUCCUUCCAACGGAAACUCCGAUCGAGGAAGAAACCUUACCACACUACAAAGCCGCGCAUUACUAUCCGGUGAGAAUUGGCGAUGUGUAUCACACCAGAUACGAAGUUGCGGGAAAGCUUGGGUAUGGGGCAUAUUCGACCAGCUGGCUCUGCCAGGAUGUUCAAGCCAAGAAAUACAGAGUAUUGAAGGUGUCGACCUCUUUGCCAGAUUACCCCACUGCAACAGAUCGCGAACUGCGAAUUUAUGAACACCUUGCAAACAUUGACUCUUCACAUCCGGGUCAGUCAUUGAUCCGCGAGCUAUAUGAUGCAUUCGACCUUCAAGGUCCUGGAGGCACACACCGGUGUCUUGUACUGCAACCGAUGAAUAUGACACUCCUUGAAAUGAUGCGAAUGAAUCCACAGCCAUUUGGUCUUCCUUUACUCAAAAUGACUGUAAAGCGACUUCUAUCGGCACUUGAUUUCUUGCACGCGGAGGCAGAGGUUAUUCAUGUUGAUCUGAAGACCGAUAACCUGAUGCUCAGCCUGGAGGACAGCUCCAUGCUGGCGGAUUUUGCAACAGCGGAAUCCGAAAACCCCAGCCCUCGGAAGGAGAUUGACCAGUCACGUAUUAUCUAUCGCAGUCGGAAGUUUCGGAGACCUACGGGAGGCAGGAACUACGGUCUUCCAGUCUUAUGCGACUUUGGAGAGGCAAGGAUUGGUAAAACACAGGAGUCAGGACCUUUCGUCCAACCACACAUAUACCGAGCGCCUGAGGUCAUUUUUGAAAUGCCUUGGGGGAGCGCUAUUGAUAUCUGGAACCUUGCUGGCCUUAUUUGGGAUCUGUUCGAAGGGCAGCAUCUGUUUGGAGAUAUAUUCGACCCCAGAGGUGGCCAUGAUCCGUUCAGACAUCUGGCGCUCAUGGUAGCCUUAGUUGGACCACCGCCGACUGAAUUCGUGCGGCGCAGUGAGACGACGGAGCAGUGCUUUGACUCGCGCGGUGAUUGGAUUGCGCAUCAUGAAGCGCCUGUGCCUCCUGUUUCACUUGAAACUCUAGAAACACGGCUUGUUGGCGAGGAGAAAGAGCUAUUUUUGGGAUUCAUUAGGUCGAUGCUGAAAUGGAUGCCGGAGGAACGCAAGACAGCUAAACAGCUGCUUGAACACCCAUUCUUACUCUAG